Molecule: messenger RNA, 8445 nt
Organism: Mirounga angustirostris (Northern elephant seal)
Lineage: Eukaryota; Metazoa; Chordata; Mammalia; Carnivora; Phocidae
Product: leucine-rich repeat-containing protein 37A-like
Molecular function (GO): protein binding
Source: RefSeq, a predicted model, not a curated record
AUGGACCUGAAAAUUACUGUACGUCCGCAACCAGUGUCAUCUGAGACAGUUUUUCCCCCAACGACCCUGCGUUCAUUGCUGCAUUUUGUAAAAUAUACCCCAGAAAAGGCAUACGCAACUUUAACUGAGCCACCAGAAGAGAACGCUACCACGAACAUCAACAUAUGUGAGCUCUGUACCUGCAAAAAUGAGACGCUGUCGUGUACUGGUUUCAGCCCAAAGCAGAGGCUCCACAGAGUGCUUGUGCCAGAGCCCAACACCUACAGCGGCACCUUCACCAUCUUAAAUUUCAAAGGAAAUUCUAUUUCUGAGAUCGAUAAAAAUAUAUGGAAGGCAUACCGUUGGACUGAGAAACUAAUUCUCAGUGAAAAUUAUUUGACCGAAUUACAUAAGGACUCAUUUGAAGGCCUACUAUCCCUCCAGUAUUUAGAUUUAUCCUGCAAUAAAAUACAAUCUAUUGAAAGACGUACAUUUGAACCACUACCUUUUUUGCAGUUUAUAAAUCUUGGUUGCAAUUUACUCACAGAACUGAGCUUUGGAACAUUUCAGGCCUGGCAUGGAAUGCAGUUUUUACACAAAUUAAUUCUCAAUCGUAACCCUCUGACAACUGUUGAAGAUUCGUAUCUUUUUAAAUUGCCGGCAUUAAAAUAUUUAGACAUGGGAACAACACAGGUGUCACUUCCAACAAUUGAGAGCAUCCUCAUGAUGACCCUUGAAUUGGAAAAACUGAUUUUACCUAGCCAUAUGGCCUGCUGUCUCUGCCAAUUCAAAAAUAAUAUUGAGGUUGUCUGCAAGACAGUCAAGCUGCAUUGUGACAGUGAAUGUCUGACAAAUGCCACACAUUGUGAUGAAGAAGUAUCUAUAAGGAGUGAAGGAUCAUUCAUGAAGGUAUUGAAAUCCCGGAAGAAGAGCACCAGUACUGAGCUGACAACUGAGCAAGAGAAGCCAUCCUCAGAUAAAAAUCGCUUCAGUUUAGCCUUUAUGAAUGAGCAGCUAGACUUUAAUGAUGAAAGUGAUGUUAUUAGUGCGCUGAAUUACAUAUUGCCUUAUUUCUCAGAGGGAAAUCUAGAAGAUGUAGAAUCAACGUUAUUACCAUUCAUUAAACUUCUGUUUUCAAAUGUGCAAGACGGAGACAAGCCCAUGGGUCCCUUGACAAACAACACAGGGAACCCUUUUCUUAAACCUGGACCCAACAAUUCAACUUACAAAAAUAAACUGAGGAAACUCCAUUUUCUAGAAAAUUUGUUAGAUGCAGAAAUUCAAGAAAAAAUUGAUGAGGUGAAAAAGAAAGAAAAAACUGCCAUGCUUAUACGUUCCGGCCUUUUCGGUCCCAAAUUCAAACGCCAAAUCUUUCCAAAGAAAUUGGAAACUGCCCAAGCACAGGAAAAGAGCCUCACCAAGGCUGAGAGUGUAGGGAAAAAGUUCCUGAGAGUAAAGAAGGUUAUCAAGGGCCCAAAGGGCCUACGGAAAAGGUACCUCAAACAAAGGCGCAAUCAGAGAAACCAGGGGAAACAGAAUGCCCAGCCAUUUGUGGAGAAUAUGGCCAAAGAAAGAAGGCUCAGUAGACCGUCCCCAAGGGAGCUGGAGCAGCUUCACAUGGCGCAGAGGCCCAGGAAAUUAGUGGGAGACUCCUUUAAUACGGAGCCUUCAUUCAUAAAGGAGCACAAGGCAGCAGUCUCUUCUUUUCUGAAACAGUACUCCUUGGGCAGGCCUUCUGCCUCCACUCCUCCAAAAUCCCUACCUGAGGUGAAAAACAAAUCAAAAGCCUUAACCGACACCAUUUUUGUUUUAGAGGAUGCAAAUGCUAGAGUUAGGAAUAUGAAGGCUUCUAAACCAGUCUCACAUUCCAGAAAAAAGUACCUCUUUCAUAAAACUCGCUCGCGUGGGGUCCACAGAGCACCCAAGGCCAAGCUGAGUCGAAAAUUCAGAAAGGGAAGUCCUAUCAGUAAUAGGCUGAUGCUUGCAAAGAGGCCUCCGUUCUCUGCCAUCAGGAGCCUCAUAAAUUCCCCCUUCACGGGAGGCUUUUCCUCUUCAGGAGAACUGAGUUCUCAGGAAAAUCCUUUUCCAGAAUUAUUUCCUCUUUCAGAACGUUUUAGAGAAAACACUACUGUAGAAAACACUACUGCACAGAAUGUUUCUGAGAAACCUGUUUCUACAAGAAACAUGACUGUGCCAGAACAAACCCUCCCUGCAUUCAGGAACCAUAAGAAUCUUUCCAGUGCAUAUUCUGUGGCCACCACAGGCAACUUUAUGUCAACUGUUAAACAAACCAAUGAAUCACGACGGAUAUACCACAGCGUGGGCACUGGAUUGCCCCCGAAGCCCACAGGCUUCACUGGGUCGAAGCUCUCAGCCCCAGGUGACCUCUUUGAAAUUCAGCUAAACCAGCAGCUAUGGUCCCUCAUCCCGAACAACGACGUGAGAAGGCUCAUUUCUCACGUUAUCCGGACUUUGAAAAUGGACUGCUCUGAGAGCCACGUGCAACUGGCCUGUGCCAAGCUCAUCUCCAGAACAGGCCUCCUGAUGAAGCUUCUCAGUGAGCAGCAAGAAGUAAAGGUGUCCAAGGCAGAGUGGGAUACGGACCAAUGGAAGACUGAGAACUACAUCAAUGAGAGCACAGGAGUCCAGAGUGAACAGAAAGGGCAGGAGUCCAGCGAGCUCAUAAAAGGAGUUCCAGGUUAUGGCUAUAACAACAAACUCAUCUUGGCAAUAUCUGUGACUGUAGUAGUGAUGAUUUUGAUUAUAGUUUCCUGUCUCAUUGAGGUAAGGACAACUGUUAAUUUAGAUUUCCAGAGUAUCUUCUAUCUUUAUAAUAGAUUCAGAACCCACAAACUGAAAAUCAAAGCCACUUUCCCACCUACUACUACUUGAUGCUCCUCUUCAGUCUGGAGGACUGAGAUAUGCUUUGUUCUCUUUUUGCAAAGUAUAUUCCAGGGAAUUUUAAGGGUGUAAGUGCCUGGAGCAAUUCGGGCGGGAAUUGAGAGGACUGUGAAGACCAGGGCUCGGUGGGCCCCAGCAGGUCGGCGGUCAGCUGGGCAUGGUCCAGGGCCCACUCCGGAGGCUGAGCUGCCUGGACCAGCAGCCACAAUGAUUGCCACGUGCGGAGCAGCAGUGGGGCCCAGAGGCGCAGCCGGGACAUGACACGCGGAGGCUCUGGGGCGCAGUGACCCACGCUGCAAAUAAAGACCACCUACAACAACAGUUGCAGGAUGGUUAUUCAGAUUCCAGUAUGGUGAAUUUACCAGUAGAUUUCCCAGGGGGAUCAGAUCAACCUCCAAAGCUCCCUGAGGGGCUGAAAUUCCUCCACUCCUGCAGGAGACCCCAAAUCAUUUAGAGUUGCCUGAGGAAGCUGAAUCUUUUUGGCCUCAGGUGGAGGCCCAGGCCCAACAUUCAGAGCCCCCUGAGGAGAUAGAAACAUCUCCAAUUCAGCAGGGGGCUCCAUCUCUGCUUCCAGAGAUCCUUAAGGAAGCUAUAAACCCACAGGAGGCCCUGGCUGAGCUUUCAAGUACCCCUGAAGAAAUCAAACUUUCUUCACUCCAGCAGGAAGCCUCAGCUCAACUGACAGAGGCCCCUGAGGAGGUAGAACCUUCGACCCCUCAGGAGGCCUCAGCUCAACCGACAGAGCCCCCUGAGGAGAUAGAAACAUCUCCAGUUCAGCAGAGGGCUCCAGGAGUUUGACCCUGGGUCAAACUUUCUCCAGUCCAACAGAAAGCCUCAGCUCAACCGACAGAGGCCUCUGAGGAGGUAGAACUUUCGAACCCUCAGGAGGCCCCAGCUCAACCUCCACGGCCAUCUAAGGAGAUGGUACCUCAACCAAUAGCACAUGACAUCUCUAAGUAAGAAUGAAGCUCAGUGGCCAAACUUCUCCAACGUCACUGUUAAACCUGUGGAUCUGGUACUUACUGUAACUCUAACUCAGCCUCCAGAGCGCACCGAGGAGGCUCAGGCUUCUCCAAUCCAGCAGGAGGCCCCAGCUCAGCCUGUAGAGCUCCCCGAGGAGGCUGAGCCCACCCCUUUUCCAAAAUCACCAGGGCCCAAGCCUCCCUUCCCCCUACGAAGGGCACAAGCCCCUCCUGGGGCUCACAGCGAGGCAGGAUGGGCCCGGACUGCAGCAGCUCUGGGGUGGAAGGGGGCAGGGGACAGUUUCCCAAGGACGCCACAGGACCGGCAUCCCGGGAAAUUAAAAAACGCUAGUCCAAUUCUGGCGGUUUGAACUCGGCCUCUUCAAAGCUUAAAUCCGAGAGACAUUCUUCCUCCCCUCGGCCAUCCUGCUUCCAAGAAAAGUAGCUGACCUGCGGAAUAAGCACCAGGCAGGGCAGUGGGGAAGGGAACACAUUUUACAGUGACUUAUUCUAAGAUGUUGCCAUUUCCUCUAAAUUCUCAAUACGCAUGUCUGAGCAUUAAGUCGCCACUCUGUUAGGAGGCUUCCUACCACUGAAUCAGUGAUGUCUCCAAAAUUUCUGUAGGAGGGGUUUCGGGUGGAGGUUGAGGGGGCAGGUGAGCAUUUCAUUCUGGAAAUGAGGGUCUGAAACCAAGAGAAUAGCCCUCUAUUUACGCUGGCAUGGGAAAACCUCCCCCAUCCCACCUUGAUUCAACACAGCCGUCAGUCUAGAAAAAGUAACACCACCACUUUUUAGAGGUCUGACCCUGUGUGUGCACAUGGAGAAGGCACUUAGGAUGUUCAAGUUAGCAUGUUAAACAAUUUUCUUGAAAUACUGUAACUAGCCACGUAGUUUGCAACAGUUUACAUCCUUCACAGCCCUUUUCACAAUCUGUUUUAUUUGAGUCCUUUUUAUGGUCUGGCACAAGCUCUAACACGCAAACCCUAAGAGAGAAGGGUUUUAUCUUAUUCCCAGCGUCUAGCACAUAGUAAUGGUUUUUAAAUGGAACGGAUUCCAAGACUGGCCUUAUUUAGGAAUGGAUCUGUUGUUCCAAUCAGGUUUCUGAAACCUUUAGCAUCAAUACGGAAUCUCUUUCACGUUUCACAGGAAGCUAGACUUCUUAAAGUGUAAACUUGGAUAAGUCUGAAGUUUCCUUGACUGGCUUGAUUUAAAUUGAAUUAAAAUAAUUCUUUUGCACACAAAAAAAACUUCAAAUACUUUUUCAGAAAGUAACCAUCUUUCCUUUCUCCACUCUUCCCUUCAAAACAAACAAACUUUGCAGCUUUGGAGUGAGUUAAAUAAUCAGAAAUCUAGCCCUAAAUUAAGUUUUCAAUGACAUGAAACACAUCCUUUUCUCCUUUUUUUUUAAACAUUCUAUAUGCAGUAUAUUAAUAUCUUCUUUUAGAAAUUACUUUGGCAACUUAAUCCCUAAUUCAGGGCAUUGAUAUAAGUGAUUUACAGAAAAGUUCUUCAGCAAAAUAUUUCAUACAAGGUAUGUAUGAGAUGCUGACAUCUGGGUAAUACACCUUAUUUGAAAGGCAUAAUGGUUUUCAAACACUGUAGCAUAAUCUCACUUAAGACCAGAGUUGCUCUGUUCCCAAAUCCUUGAGAUUCUGUUGGAGGGGAGCUCUAAAAGGCUGUGUCCUCUCCUAUGUCCACAACAGUAGGAGUAUUCUGAUGCAAUUUGCUCUCCAAAUUUGAAAUAAGGGGUCAGAGCCAAGGGCCAGGACUUCAGGAAAAGCCCCAGAGAUUCUCUGCACUCAAAAGCAGUUUCUGAGUUGUACAUUUCCCAAAGGAUGAUAGAGCUAACUGUACGUGCCCAAGUCUUCCAAAUCCUGCCGGCUGCUUUAAAUUAUGGCUACACUGGCUGUGGAAUCCUCGAGCUCUAAUCUGCACAUACUUGAAUUAAAUCCUGUAGCUCCUCUUCGGUUCUGGCAUCUGUAAUCUCUUCACAGGGUCUAUAUUCCACAGCUAUUUUACCACUUUCUGAAAUGAAGUUAACAAGUAGCAUAUCAAAAUUUUGCUUGUUCUAAAACUUCCUGAAUAUAACUGGGAUAGCACCUAGUAAUUAGACAUUCUUUUGAUUUUUUUUUAAAUUUUUUAAUUUAUUUGAGAGAGAGAAUGAGAUAGAGAGAGCAUGAGAGGGGGGAGGGUCAGAGGGAGAAGCAGACCCCCCGCUGAGCAGGGAGCCCCAUGCGGGACUCGAUCCCAGGACUGCAGGAUCAUGACCUGAGCCGAAGGCAGUCGCUUAACCAACUGAGCCACCCAGGCGCCCGACAUUCUUUUGAUUUUUAAAAACUAUUUUAUUUAUUUAUCUGACAGAGAGAGUGCACAAGCAGGGGGAACAGGAGAGGGUGAGGGAGAAGCAAGCAACCUGCUGAGUAGGGAGCCUGAUGAGGGGCUCAAUCCCAGGACCCUGGGAUCAUGACCUGAGCCGAAGGCAGACCUUAACCAACUGAGCCACUCAGCUGCCCCAUAGACAUUCUUUUGAUUUCUAAAAGCAGAAAAUAAAAGCAUCUUCUCAGAAGUUUUCUCAUCUCACACUUCAGUUUUUAUCAUAACUUUUUUUUUAAGAUUUUAUUUAUUUAUUUGAUAAAGAGAACACGAGCAGGGGGGAGGGGCAGAGGGAGAGGGAGAAGCAGACUCCCCACUGAGCAAGGCAGUCCGACAUAGGGCUUUAUCCCAGGACCUGGGAUCAUGACCUGAGCGGAAGGCAGACGCUUAACCGACUCAGCCACUUAGGCACCACUAUCAUAACUAUCUGUGAAAAAAUAUAUGUGAAGUUAUCAACCAUGUGGUUAAAAAAACUUUAUGAUCUCAGAGAUAGGAACUAAGGAAUAAUGACAUAGGACGUUAAAACUGUGGAAGCAAAACUGUUCAAUCAUAGUAUGAUUAAACAGUAAGACAUUAGAUAGGGGUCAAUGUAAGUUCAAACCUGGAAUAGAGACCACUGGCCUAUGGCUGAUACUUCAUAUUAGAAAUAAGGCAAGUAUCUACUCCCUGAGAACCCAAAUCCCACCAGAUACAAUGAACAAUGCUUUGGAGGGGGGUGGGCAGGGCAUGCAUUUGAACACUUUAUUGGCAGAAACAGGCCCAUGUAACUUAUAGACAACACAAUUUACCUUAGGGCAAACUACAGCUACAAGACUUUUUAGUCUAAGGAAUUUUGAAAUUGUGCAAGGGAUACCAUAGCAUAUUAUGGAGAGGUCAACAACCCAAACGCUUAGUUUGCUUCUUAAAGGUUGUCAUUCAGAAUUGACAGCUAAUGGAGAGUCUACCUGAUGACCAGGGAAGUCAGUCUUCACGGGAAGACUUGCCCAGGCUGGAAACCUGAGACCAAUCCACGGUCAACUCUUACAAGCAAAUAAGGUCUCUGAAACGUAGCUAGGAUUUCUUAGUCUUUAAGACUCAAGGCUCUGAAGCAGGGGAGCAACUGUUUGGGGACUCUCCACUAAUUAUAAAAUUUCCAGAAAAAAAGGCACCUGGGUAGCUCAGUCGGUUGAGUGUCCCACUCUUGAUUUCGGCUCAGGUCAGGAUCUCAGGAUUGUGAGAUCAAGCCCUGCAUGGGGCACCGUGCUGCGUGUGGAGCCUACUUAAGAUAUUCUCUCUCUCUCUCUCUCCCUCUCUCUCUCUCCCUCUACUCCUCCCCUGUCUCCCUCUUUUAUUAAAAUAAAAUAAAAUAAAAUAAAAUAAAAUAAAAUGAAUAAAAUAAAUUUCCUUUGAGCCUGGAUUGAUUCUCUCUCUCCCUCUACGCCUCCCCUGCCUCCCUCUUUUAUUUUAUUUAAAAUAAAAGAAUAUUUAAAAAAAGUAAAAUUUCCUUUGAGCACAGCCUAUAACAUUCAUACUACUGUAGAACUCAAUAGGGAAUACAAUCAACAUCAUUCAAUAGGAUGGCCACUUUCAAGGUUCACAAAAAUGUAGCUGAUCAUUACAUAAGAAUCAUGGUCACCCAAUAUGUCAGUGCCAGAAACAAAAACUGAAACUGAAUUGAUUCCAAAAGCAUAAUCUAAUAAAUUCUCCAACAGGAAAAUAAUAAUGAUAAGAAGUUAACAUAUUUUGUCUGCUUACCACGUUCCAGAGAUAGUUCUAAGCUUUUUAUUCAUCAUCUCAUUUAUUCUUGCUAUAUCUCCAUGAGGUAAGCUGAUUUAUUAACCUUAUUUUGCAGAUAAAGAAAUUGCAGCUUAAAGAGACUAAAUACCUUCAAAUUUGACUAUAAAACCUAAAACUGCAUCAGAAAUCUAAGAGACAGAGUUAGGAUUCAACAACAGAUGUCCAAAGCUUACAAUCACUAUACUACUUUGUGUUAUGGGCAAUCAAUCAAGGAACACUGGAUCAAGCAUUUUCUAUGAGGAGGCAAGUCACUGUAUAUGUAUACCCUGGGGACAAUAAUAUUUACUGUCAUUUUUCCUCACAAAUACUACAAAGAACAAAUUUGAGACUGCUGCUUUGAAAGCAUUUGGUGAAUAAAAGAAUGUGAAGUGUUUUCAUCCAACUAACUUCUCAAAAUGAGUUUAUUUGCUCAUGGAAACUGAAGUUGUUUAAGGAAAAUCAAAAGAAAAGAAAA